UGAAGAACUAAACCGAAUAGGUUGUUUCUGCACACUCUUAGGAGUUUGCGCCUCACUUUCAGACUGAGCUGGUUAUUUGGAGCCCCUGCGGUGCACGGAUUACAAUGCAAAGGGUUCUGGAGGUUUGGGUCACCCUGGUGGCAGUCACAGAGGGGGUGUUCGGCGGGUACGGGCUGAGCAUGUUCGCCGCACAGUCCUCCCCACCGGACCCCUGCUACGACGAGAACGGGAACCCACGGAGGUGCAUCCCGGAUUUCGUGAACUCCGCCUUUGGGAAGGAGGUGCGAGUGUCCAGCACCUGUGGAGGACCCAGCGCCAGGUACUGCGUGGUGGCCGAGAAGGGAGAGGAUCGCACCCGGGACUGUCACACCUGCGACGCUGCGGAUCCCAAGAAGUCUCAUCCACCUGCGUACCUGACGGACCUCAACAACCCACACAACCUCACCUGCUGGCAGUCGGAGAACUACGCUCAGUACCCACAGAACGUCACACUCACCUUGUCGUUGGGGAAGAAGUUCGAGGUGACAUAUGUGAGCCUGCAGUUCUGCUCACCCAGACCCGAGUCCAUGGCCAUCUACAAGUCCAUGGACUACGGGAAGACCUGGGUGCCGUUUCAGUAUUACUCCACUCAAUGCAAGAAGAUGUACAACAGGCAGAAUAAAGCCUCCAUCACCAAGCAGAACGAGCAAGAAGCCAUCUGCACUGACUCCCACACCGACAUGCAUCCUCUGACCGGAGGCCUCAUCGCCUUCAGCACCCUGGACGGCCGGCCUUCUGCACACGACUUCGACAACUCCCCGGUGCUGCAGGACUGGGUGACGGCCACCGACAUCAAGGUGAUCUUCAGCCGGCUGCACACCUUCGGAGACGAGAAUGAGGACGACUCGGAGCUGGCUCGGGACUCCUACUUCUACGCAGUGUCGGACCUGCAGGUCGGAGGACGGUGCAAGUGCAACGGACACGCGUCCAAGUGCGUGAAGGACAGAGAGGGGAACCUGGUGUGCGAGUGUAAGCAUCACACUGCGGGGCCGGAGUGCGACAGGUGUAAACCCUUCCACUACGACCGGCCGUGGCAGAGGGCCACUGCGAGGGAGGCCAACGAGUGUGUGGCCUGCCACUGCAACCUGCAUGCCCGCCGCUGCCGUUUCAACAUGGAGCUGUACAAGCUGUCGGGCCGGAGAAGUGGCGGCGUCUGUCUCAACUGCCGUCACAACACAGCCGGGCGCCACUGCCAUUACUGCAAGGAGGGUUACUACAGGGACAUGACCAAGUCCAUCUCUCACCGGAGGGCUUGCAAAGCCUGUGAUUGCCAUCCAGUUGGAGCAGCGGGGAAGACGUGUAACCAGACGACGGGCCAAUGCCCCUGCAAGGACGGUGUGACGGGAAUCACCUGUAACCGCUGUGCCAAGGGCUACCAGCAGAGCCGCUCCCCCAUCGCCCCCUGCAUCAAGAUCCCAGUUGCAUCUCCAACAGCAACUUACACCAGCUACGAGGAGCCGUCAGACUGCGAGUCUCACUGCAAAGCCUCCAAGGGAAAGAUGAAGAUCACUAUGAAGAAGUACUGUAAAAAAGACUACGCUGUCCAAGUGCACGUGCUGAAAGGAGACAAGGCGGGCGAGUGGUGGAAGUUCACCGUCAACAUCAUCUCCGUCUACAAACAAGGCGAGCACCGCAUCCGCCGCGGCGACCAGCUGCUGUGGGUGCGCGCCAAGGACGUGGCCUGCAAGUGCCCUAAGAUCAAGCCCGGCAGGAAGUACCUGCUCCUGGGUACGGACGACGAUUCCCCCGGGCAGAGCGGCGUGGUGGCGGACAAGGGGAGCCUGCUCAUCCCUUGGAAGGACCUGUGGGGCCGCCGGCUGAGGAAGUUCCAACAACGCGACAAGAGGGGAAAGUGCUAA
Molecule: messenger RNA, 1898 nt
Organism: Anoplopoma fimbria (sablefish)
Lineage: Eukaryota; Metazoa; Chordata; Actinopteri; Perciformes; Anoplopomatidae
Gene: ntn1b
Product: netrin 1b
Exons: 7
Coding region: 105-1898 (597 amino acids)
Molecular function (GO): protein binding
Source: RefSeq, a predicted model, not a curated record